GCCGGCACAGCUGCCGCGCGAAGCUGUUGACAACACUACGUAUGCAGGCGCGUUGGUUGGACCCCCCUCAGUCGCCCCGACCGACCGACAGGCUUCUGCCGCUCCUGCGGCUGUGGCUGCUGUGUCCGAUAAUGUGACUCCGCCGACAGUAGUCGUGCCCCCGGUUGUGUCGGAACAAAGUUUACCUGCCGACCUCACCCCUCGCGAAGUCAGUAUUGCUGAUUUGCCAGCCGUAAGUGUUCCGGACGUGCCUGUUGGGGAGUCUUCUGAAAUGUUGGUCGAGUCUCCCCGGCCGAUUUCCGUCCCCGCCCCACCGACAGACAAGCGGAAAUUGCAGUCACAACCGGGCCUGUCCACUUCUGGCGAGGCGGAUGCUAGCAGCGCAGAAAGUGAGGUGUCCCAAGUUUCCACCCAGUCCGCCCCUGCCGAUCCCAAACCAAAGCGUAGGCGGUCUAAGAAACGUUCGAAAACGGCGCCCACUGAGGGCGACGGCGUUUCCUUUGAACAGGCCGUUGAGGGACUAACGGAUUCCUUGGUCCAAGAGCGUCGCGACGCACCUUUCGUGCACGGUCCACCUGUGUCGGUGCCCGCCACCCCCGCUUCCCGGGCCGUCCCGGAUGCCCCACCUGUUCCUUCGGACACCAUGCAGUGGUCUGAAGAUGUGGAGGAGGAUAAUUUUUUCUAG
Schistocerca serialis cubense is the source of this 685-nucleotide messenger RNA. Its product is annotated as sialidase-like. The transcript has a single exon. The record is from RefSeq and is a predicted model, not a curated record. The annotation marks the transcript as partial. NCBI's taxonomy places the organism in Eukaryota, Metazoa, Arthropoda, Insecta, Orthoptera, Acrididae.